AUCUGAAAUAAAAUUUUUCUCUGUGAUCCUUACCAAAAUAAACAAUAACAACCUGUGAGGCCUCAUAAGUGCAGAGUUAGCGCUGAGCUAUGAGCUGGUUUUUGUUACUCCUUUUGUUGGCGGCUUCAAUAGCUGCACAUGCCGCGCAGCCAAACAUUCUGUUCAUACUCACAGAUGACCAAGAUGUGACUGCUCACUCGCUGGACUAUAUGAAACAGCUACAGAGUAUCCUUAGAGAUGGUGGAACUGAAUAUCUAAACUACUUCGUACCUACCGGGCUGUGUUGCCCUAGCCGCUCCUCACUAAUAUCGGGUCAGUUCUGCCACAAUACUGGCAUCUGGGACAAUGGCGACCUCAACAACAAGACGCAUUUGAGCGGUGGCUUGAAAAAAAUUAUCGAGACAGGGCUGGAAAAAGUAACCAUUUCUACUCAGUUGAAAGAAGCUGGUUACGAGACGUACCUUGUAGGAAAGUAUAUGAAUGGUUAUGACGAUGGACAAGCAAGCCAUGUACCGCCUGGUUGGGAUCAUUGGUAUGGUAUGACCGAUACUGCAUACUAUGGAAGUCAUUUUUCAGUCAAUGGGAAGCUUUUGAAAACUUCAAAGGAAACUUAUCAAACAGAUUUUAUCGGUGAAACAGUGGCAAAUUUUCUGCAGGGUCGUAAAGAUCGCAAAGAUGUAAAGCCUUUCUUCAUGUAUGUUUCACCAUUUGCCCCACAUUCCCCUUCUCUACCAGCUAAACGACACGCCUCUUUGUUCUCAAACCUGUCAGCCCCUCGGUACCCUUCCUACAACCCUUUAGACAACAUACAGAACCAGAAACCAUCAUGGAUCAAAACUCUGCCCGAGCUAGAUCAAACACAACUCAGCUCUAUUGAUGAGUUUUAUCGUAAUCGCCUGAGAGCUUUACAGGCUAUUGAUGAAAUGCUACUAAAUCUAACCACUCUUCUAGACAAGCAAGGACAGUUGGAAAAUACGUUCAUCUUUUAUAUGGGUGACAAUGGACAGCAUCUUGGCGACUUCAGAUUACCUGCUGGAAAGCGCCAAGCUUACGAUACUGAUGUACGAGUACCAUUCUUGGUACGAGGACCAGGCGUUCCAAAAGGAGGUAGAGUGACAGAAAUUGUUAUGAGUGUGGACUUAUUUCCGACUUGGACGGAGCUAGCUAAUGGGGAAAUACCUAAUGAUCACGUUGUUGACGGUCAAAGCUUUACAUCACUCCUCUCUGGCAAAGUGAGCAUGCAACCUGAGAUAAACACAUUUCGUUCUGUAGCUCUUACUGAGCUUUUUGGGGGGUCGUCAAAUAUGGGACAACGUUACCACGGAAUGCCUGGCUAUGAGCGUAACAGGUUUUGGAAUAAUACGUACCAGUCUGUACGAAUCAUUAACGGCAGUGACUGGGCUGCGCAUGCCAACUGGAUGUACACUGAAUGGUGCACGGAGGAGAGAGAGUUUUACAAUCUCACUGACGAUCCUCAUGAGAUAAACAACCUGGUUAAAAAGAUGGAUCCCAUGCUAAUACAAAAACUGUCUACUCUACUAGCUAGCUUGGCCAACUGUACAGGGAGUGCUUGUUGGAAGAUUGACUAUGGUCGCAUUACAGAGCAAGCUAGUCAGACUAUAAACUACAGUGGAAAGCUUCACUGCUUUAAUCCACCGGAUAUGCCAGGAGAUAGAAGUAAUGACGAAGAGUCAGAAACUGACUACUGCUCUGGUAUGUAUAGAUAUGGAUUUCCAUUUGCCGAUAGUGACGAAGUGUCAGCUGAUAUUCUGGAGCAAUGGAAUGUGUGUGAACGUCUAUAGACAAGACUCCUUGAAUCUAGCUUUUAUGAUGAUUUAGUUAAGUUUCCAGAAAAGUACUUUAUAGUUUUUUUUUUCUAUAAUUAUGUUAGAUCAGUACUGUAGUUUUGCAUCAUACUGAUUUAUGAAUGCAUGUGCAAAAAAUA
Messenger RNA from Halichondria panicea, 1945 nucleotides. Its product is annotated as N-acetylglucosamine-6-sulfatase-like. The transcript has a single exon. Lineage: Eukaryota; Metazoa; Porifera; Demospongiae; Suberitida; Halichondriidae. Gene Ontology annotation, molecular function: glycosaminoglycan binding; N-acetylglucosamine-6-sulfatase activity. Bases 90 to 1802 code for a protein of 570 amino acids. Gene Ontology annotation, biological process: glycosaminoglycan metabolic process. The record is from RefSeq and is a predicted model, not a curated record.